GAGGAAGGCGUCUCUUGAUUUUUGACUGAUAAACUAUGAAAAAUAUUUUGGAUGAAUAUUUUGAUACUACAGAUAAGUGAAUCCUAAAGUCCAAAUUUUUCAGUAAACGACCACAAAUUAAAUUCUCCAAAAUGCGCUAAUUGCUUCAUAUUUCCUAUAACAUUCCCACGAGCUCGACUUUAUUGUAAGUAAAAGUUUUAGAACUUCAAAGUGUAAGCACAUUCACUCACAAAAGCAUUUUAGCUUUUAAGUAAGACUGAUUGAUUCGUUGUGUGUUUCUUUAUUUGUUCACUUUUAUUAGUUUUUUCGUGUAUAGUUGGAGCUCAUCUCUCGCUCUCACGCAAAGCAUAAAGGAAAAAAAAUUGAUAUUGUUAUAGUGAGGAGUUUUAAAGUGUAUUAAAUUUAAAAUCGGUGCAUUAGUUUGUCAGCACUCGAGGCGAUAAGUUCAAUUGACAUUUGAGAGCCUCCUUUGUUCUAUAAUAAUCGUAAUAGUUUAAUAAUAAUAAAUUUAUUCAUUUUCCGGCUGUGCUAAUUACUGCAAAAUUGCAAUUUGUGACAGAAACAGUUGAUUAUUAAUAUAAAAUUAUGGAUCCUAUCCUCCAGCAAGAAACAGCUUUAAAUACAAUUGCUGCCCUGUCGAUGUCGGCAAUGAAGGCAGACAAUAAUCAUACUGCCAUAAAUAAACACGUACAAACAGAGUAUAUUAAAGGUUCAGUGGAUGCAACAGAUUAUCAGCAUUCACCGUCAGCAAUUCGUGCUGCAUUUUGUAAUAUGCCUGUCUGUGAACCAAUCGAGAUAUCAUUUAAGGAUGUAUCAUAUUGUGUCCAGAAAAUGUUUUCAAAAACCCGUAAGGAAAUUCUUCAUAAAGUUAGCGGAAAUUUCCCAAGUGGAAAUCUGAUUGCUAUUAUGGGCCCAAGUGGAGCAGGAAAGUCAACUCUCUUGAAUGCUCUUUCCGGUUAUAAAACAAGAGGAGUGAGUGGAGCUAUUUACGUGAAUGGAAGGAUACGGGAUUUAAAUGAAUUUAAGAAAUCUACAUGUUACAUCACUCAAGACGAUCGACUACAACUGCUUCUAACCGUUUAUGAAAAUAUGAAAAUUGCUGCCGACUUGAAGCUCGGAAAUAACGUCAGUCUGAUUGAGAAGAACAGCAGAAUUGAGAAUAUUUUGACCGCUUUGGGUCUUUAUGAUCAUCAAUUUACGAUAACGGAGAGGUUGUCAGGUGGACAAAAGAAACGAUUAUCUGUCGCACUUGAACUUAUAAACAAUCCUACUGUGCUGUGGCUUGACGAACCAACAACCGGACUCGAUUCAUAUUCAUGCACAAAUAUGAUUGCAUACCUAAAACAGUUGGCACAACAAGGAAGAACUGUCAUUUGCACAAUACAUCAACCGUCCGCAAAACUUUUUGAAAAAUUUGAUUUGGUUUACAUUUUGGCAUACGGAAAGUGCUUAUAUCAAGGACACUCGUCGAAAUUAGUUCCAUUUUUGCAGUCCGUUUCGCUACCAUGUCCGAAAUUUCAUAAUCCAGCAGAUUACGCCAUUGAAUUAGCAUCUGGUGACUAUGGCAUGGAUAAGGUGAAGACUUUAAGCAACUCAAUUGGCAACGGUGAAUGUUUGUCGUGGUAUGAAAAUCCUAAUAGAGUAAUGAAAUUGGAGCAACUACGUCAAAAAAUUCCCAUUUCUGAUGAAAAGAAGAAAUCUGACGAUGUCAGCGAAUUUCAUAAGCUCAAAGUUCUUUUAAGGCGUGGUGUCAUCAAAACAAAACGUGAUCAGACGCUGACCCAUUUACGGAUCAUAGUAAAUGUACUUGUUGCUAUAUUGCUAGGACUUCUAUUCAUAGGUUCCGGAACCGACGGUUCACGUGUUCUUGCAAACUAUAACUUAAUGUUUGCCAUCCUAAUCCAUCAUGUGUUUGCAGCAAUGAUGUUGACAAUUCUUACAUUUCCAACAGAAAAAUCAAUAAUUCUAAAAGAGAACUUUAAUCGAUGGUAUUCGGUGAAGAGCUAUUAUAUUUCAACAACUCUCAUCGAUCUGCCAGUGACAAUAAUUUCAUGUUUGCUAUUUUCAAUUAUCAUUUACAUCAUGGUUGGAUGGCCUUUGGAAGCUGAUCGAUUUUCAGUCUUUUUUGUUGUCAGUUUUCUGAUUGUAUUUAUUGCACAAUCUAUUGGACUCCUCAUCGGUACAGUCUGCAAUGUUAUUAAUGGAACCUUCUUAGGACCGAUUCUGGCAGUUCCAGCAAUGAUGUUGGCUGGAUUUGGAGUUACCCUUAAAGAUCUCCCACCAUAUCUUUAUUGGGGCAGCUAUGUCUCAUACCUUCGUUAUGGACUAGAAGGCUAUGUCGGUGCAUUGUUCUAUAAACGAGAACAAUUGAAAUGUGAUGUUAUGUACUGUCAUUAUAAAUAUCCCGAGAAGUUUUUAAAGGACAUAUCAAUGGAAGCAGAUCAAUUUUCGAAAGAUAUAUAUGCUCUUCUUUUUGCAAUCGUCAUUCUUCGAGUGCUUUGUUACUAUUUGCUGAAAUGGCGCAUUGUAUUGAGCCGAUAAGGAGAUUUUCAUGCAUAUCACUACUGUAUGUGAUUAAUCUUUUACUAAUAUACAGAAAUAUACAAGUUUUGUUCAGGGACACAUCCUUAGAUACAAAGAAAUCAUGUGACAUCCAUAUUUAAGCAGUUAAUUAAAGUUAUUGUUGAAUUUUAUCAUAAGUUAUGUAUUUUUAAUUAUGACGAAUUUUAAUAAAAUGAGGUAAUCUAGUUAAAUCUUAAAAAAGAUUUAUAUCCCCUUAAUGAGCUUUU
Messenger RNA from Chironomus riparius, 2789 nucleotides. Lineage: Eukaryota; Metazoa; Arthropoda; Insecta; Diptera; Chironomidae. The record is from the annotation of a GenBank genome assembly.